Molecule: messenger RNA, 2563 nt
Organism: Aedes albopictus (Asian tiger mosquito)
Lineage: Eukaryota; Metazoa; Arthropoda; Insecta; Diptera; Culicidae
Exons: 2
Coding region: 494-1987 (497 amino acids)
Source: RefSeq, a predicted model, not a curated record
GAAAAUAGUGGAAUGAUUUUCUUCAGUGCUAAGUGAGUCCCGAGUUCUCCACUGCGUACAAUGUAACAUUUGACGUAUUUACGCACUUUCAUGAAGAAGAUAACUGACAACUGGUGAGAUAGUGGAUGAGAAGAAAUCAUGAUGUAGUGAUUAGCUAAAACUAUUGAUUUGUAUAAUCGGUCGGUUUCCUGAUAUGUGUACUUCAGUGAGCCAGUUAAUUAUUACAAUGUGUGCUUAGUAGAGUAAUAUUAACAGUAAGUGAAAAUCCAAACUUAUAAGCACAUAUCGAUUCUUUAUUCUUUUCUCAGAGUAUUUCCUAUGAUGAAUUGCAUCAAUUGAGGUUAGGAGAGUCACAUCUUGAGAGUUUCUUAAUGAGACUAAAAUUCUUGAAGCUGCCUAAACAAAGAGCUGCUGUCAAGAAGUUUCAUUCAUCUCGAGAAUUUGUGCGCCUAACAAACUUCAAGAAUUUUAUUGUUCCUGAGUCGAUGCAGAUAUGGACUUCAGUAAAGCAAGCAGUAUUCGUAAGGAACGGAUAAAAGACCGUAUCAAGCUGCUAGAGCAACAGCAUCUUUUAAGAAUAGCCGAACUUGACGAGCAAAGUAGGAGAUCACGGGAGGAGUAUCAACGAAGCGUAGAACAGAUCGAACAAGCAACAAAGGAAGCUGUUAGAAGAAUUGAACUUCACUAUAAAGCUAAGAGGGACGCAAGAUUGAGGAAGUGCAGCCGGGAAAAUGUCGACGAAACAAUGCCAGUCAAGUAUAAUUCGUUCAGUGACGGAACCCUUGCUAAGUCCCUCCAUAGCCCGUCUGUGCAGAUCGAUAGAGUAGGUUCUGAUCCGCAGUGGCCAAGUAUCAAUAGUGUUCAGCCGAAUGUUUUUCCUUACACCGCUACCGAAAACGACGACGACGAUCAGUAUAUAAUAUCUGGUCCUGAGAUGCUUGAUGAAAUCGGUGAGAUUGAAAACUUCCGCAGUAAGGAAGAGUCAACUGUGCAAACGGUAAUGCACUUUACAGUCGGUGUCAAGUCCAGCUUCCAGCGUAUUAUUCAGUGUGAAUCCUGUAGCGUAGACAAAAUUCACACUUUAUCAAAGUCAAGUAGUUCCCGUAGUAUGGGUCAAUCCGAAAUGGUAAACAUAGCCAGCCCUCUAUGUAUCACCCAAGAGAGAGCCGAAUCGAGAUAUGGUGACGCUCAGGCAGAUCUCAUUUACCAAUACCACUACCAUCUGCCAGAACACAAAAAGUUGCACACUCGCAAGUGCAACAAAAAUAAUACACAUAUACGUCCUGCAUUGACAGUCUACAAAUCUCGCAAAUACGCCGCUAUUAAAAUGAGUUCAGUGAUCACGAUGGGAAACAGUUUUAUUCAGGCACUAAUGAUCAACAUAUUUGCUGGAGUUGAAGUGAUGGACUAUGCUUCCUAUUACGGUAGAUGUCAACUGAGAAGAACUGGCUGUAUGGGGUUUGACCCAGGAGGAUUAGAUGUUACAGCUCAACGAAGAUCGACGAUGGUUAUGCAAGAAAUGCUAGGGUAUGCUAACUACCUGCUGAAGAGUCCACAGUGCGUAUGUAUUCGCAUCUGCGGUAUAUGUAUGAUGACCAAGUAUAAAGCUUUCGGGUUCGAAUAUGAUCUCUCAUCACAGUGGAAGUGCGACGAGACCCAACAAAAUGAGAGGGAGCGAGAUCCAGUUACUACAGUGCCGAUCACAAGAGCCAUGGUCGGCUACUCCGAGUUACAUCACAGAUUGAAGAUGCAAUACAGUAGUGUGUAUACCGUUCAUGAUUUCGUCAAUACAGCUGUUCUAUGUGCAAACAUAUUGCGGUUGUUGAUAUGGAUAGGAAAAUUAUCAAUUGAUAUAGUAGCAUUCAGUGACCUCAUUAACGGAUACUCUGGGCAUUCGAAAUUUGAAGACGUUUCGGUAAAGCCUGCCGUAGGAUCUCGAAGUAUUGAAGGAAGUGCAAGAAUAGGAACAUUUGUAUUAGUCAAUUAGUGAAAGUUGCUGGUAUGUAAUGGCAACAAAAAUUCAUAAGUAGUUCUGUACACAACGGAGAAAUCGGUACUACACGGAUGGGGGUAUGUUGAAAAUAGUGGAAUGAUUUUCUUCAGUGCUAAGUGAGUCCCGAGUUCUCCACUGCGUACAAUGUAACAUUUGACGUAUUUACGCACUUUCAUGAAGAAGAUAACUGACAACUGGUGAGAUAGUGGAUGAGAAGAAAUCAUGAUGUAGUGAUUAGCUAAAACUAUUGAUUUGUAUAAUCGGUCGGUUUCCUGAUAUGUGUACUUCAGUGAGCCAGUUAAUUAUUACAAUGUGUGCUUAGUAGAGUAAUAUUAACAGUAAGUGAAAAUCCAAACUUAUAAGCACAUAUCGAUUCUUUAUUCUUUUCUCAGAGUAUUUCCUAUGAUGAAUUGCAUCAAUUGAGGUUAGGAGAGUCACAUCUUGAGAGUUUCUUAAUGAGACUAAAAUGUAAGAUUUAUAUUUCUUUUGUUAUAUCUAUAAAUAAAAUUUGAAUUGAUUGCAGUCUUGAAGCUGCCUAAACAAAGAGCUGCUGUCAAGAAGUUUCAUUCA